This is a messenger RNA of Papaver somniferum (opium poppy), 684 nucleotides long. RefSeq names its product cytosolic sulfotransferase 12-like. Gene Ontology annotation, molecular function: sulfotransferase activity. NCBI's taxonomy places the organism in Eukaryota, Viridiplantae, Streptophyta, Magnoliopsida, Ranunculales, Papaveraceae. The coding region runs from base 1 to 684 and encodes 227 amino acids. The record is from RefSeq and is a predicted model, not a curated record. Gene Ontology annotation, biological process: sulfation. The transcript has a single exon. Gene Ontology annotation, cellular component: cytoplasm.
AUGGCAACAUUAGAUAAUGAAAACCCAUUUGAUCUUUCUGAAAACAGUAGUGUUGGUCGAGAUGGUUUGGGAGAUUUUGCUUUUUAUCAACACCAAGGAUUUUGGUUCUAUGCUAAAGGCAUAGAAAAUGUUAAAGAUUUUCAGCAAAAUUUUAAAGCUUUGGAUACUGAUAUUGUAAUCGCAACACUACCUAAAGCAGGCACUACAUGGUUGAAAGCACUUGCCUUGGAAAUCGUCAAUCGAAGCCGUUACCCUUCUUCUACUACUGAUCACCACCACCACCACCACCACCCAUUGCUUACAGUUUCACCUCAUGACCUUGUCCCUUUCAUCGACUUUAAACAUAUAUAUCCACCAGGGUACAGUCAUCUUGAUUUCACUAAUACUAGUACCCAUGAUGAGCAUGAGUCGCCAUCCAGACUUAUAGGUACCCAUGUACCUUACCCUUCUUUACCUGAAUCCAUUAAGAGCUGCAUAAAUUGCAAGGUUGUUUAUUUAUGUAGAAACCCAAAAGACAAUUUCAUCUCUCUUUGGCAUUUUAUAAACAAACUGAGAGCAUUGCAGAAGGACAUUAGCCAUAGUGCCCCUAUGUCCAUUGAAGAGGCUCUAGAGUUUUCUGCAGUGGAGUCUCACUUUUUGGUCCAUUUUGGGAUCAUAUACUUGGCUAUUGGAAAGAGAGCAUAG